AUGGUGGACCUGUUUGUGGAUCGGGUCCUGGUGAAAAACAACAAGGACCAGGAUGAGCUGGACACAGAACGAGAGAUUGUGUUGCGCCUGCAGAACCGGAUCCUGAUGCUCCUCUUUGCAUCUGCUGAAUCAGAGAGCUGCCAGCAGUUCGCUCCCACCCUUCACAGCUUCUUCAAACAGCUGACGGAUGAGUUCUACGUGGAGCGAUCUGCUCAGCUGGUUCUUCUGUACAUCAGUUUGGAUCAGUCAGAGGAACAUCUGGAAAACUUCCUCAAGGAGCUUCCCAAGAAAUCCCUGUUCCUGACCUACGAGGACCCCUACAGGAGGGAGCUGGAGACCUUGUUUAAUGUGAAGGAGGUGCCCACAGUGGUGGUCCUGCGUCCUGACUGCUCUGUUCUCAUCCCCAACGCCGUGGAGGAGAUAAGCCGCCUUGGACCAGACUGCUACCGCAACUGGCACGAGGCGGCGGAGCUGAUCGACAGGAACUUCCUCAUGAAGGAGGACUUUGAGGAGAAGUCCAUGCGCAGCUUCAGUGACCCUAUCAGAAGACUUAAGUACAAGGUGGAUGACGAGAAGAAGAAGAAAAAGAAGAUCAGAGGCUGGGAUGGAGGAGGGGAAGCAGGAGCAGGUGACAAGGAUGGAGGAGGGUCGCCAUGGUGA
Nematolebias whitei (Rio pearlfish) is the source of this 660-nucleotide messenger RNA. RefSeq names its product nucleoredoxin-like protein 1. Gene Ontology annotation, biological process: photoreceptor cell maintenance. Bases 1 to 660 code for a protein of 219 amino acids. NCBI's taxonomy places the organism in Eukaryota, Metazoa, Chordata, Actinopteri, Cyprinodontiformes, Rivulidae. The record is from RefSeq and is a predicted model, not a curated record. Gene Ontology annotation, cellular component: mitochondrion. The transcript has 3 exons.